CAACCAUCACUCCAGCAGAGAUAGGACAAAGGCAAGCACCAAGAUGAAGCACCUGCUGCUUUUGGGAAUAAUAUUUGCUGCAGUCCACGUCAGCUAUUCCAUUCCAGAUUUCUGUAAUUUGCCUGAAAAUGAAGGUGAUGGCACACAUUUCCUGUUUGCUUUCUUUUAUGAUCCCGCUAGAGAUCUCUGCAAUCCCUUCAUAUACAAAGGGAAUGGAGGAAACGCCAACCGUUUUGAAAAUGAGAGGCAGUGCAUAAGAAACUGCUCUGCCAAUGCAGAGAAUAUCUACCCCAUGGAUGCAUCAAAAGCUUGCAGCUUCAAAAAGGCCCCAGGUGAAUGUGGAAGUCAGUUGUUGAGAUAUUAUUAUGAUUCUGCUCAUGACAAAUGCAAAAAGUUCAUUUGGACUGGUUGCAUCGGGAAUGGAAACCGGUUUACCGACAUGGACAUCUGCAAUGUUACAUGUAACGGCAUUCAUGUUGAUGGUGAUGAACCAGAGGAGGACGAGCCAGACACUCCUAUUGCAAUCAUCUGUGGAGUUCUGCUCGCUCUUAUCAUUGUUGCCAUCAUAACAACAGUGAUCGUCUUGACCGUUCAGUCAAAAAAGAAAAAGAGCUCAAAGAAGGCACCAAAGAAAGUUAAAGAAGCUAGGACUGAUGCACCUCUUCAGGAUCAGGGAAUUGAAAUGGCAUAAACAAUCAAGUCACCUCAGUACAUUUUACCAGAUGUUUUUUUUUCUAUACUAGUCUUGAUGCCAAAUGUAUCAAUGAGUUAUCACAUUUAGGUUCAAGCUUCUUUUUUUUUUACAGACAUACGUAAUUUGUGUUUCAUGUUUCAUGUUGUUUUGUUGAAUCUUGACUACAAGUGCAAAGUGAUGUUCUUACGGUGGAAGAGUUUGUCAAUAAAGUGAUUGACAGUAAUAGAAUAAGCAAAUCCCUCAUGACUGAACUAAUUUUGUAAGGCCUUUGUUUCAGCUUUUGCAUUUGUGGGAAAUUUAAUGUAUGUAAUUCUGCACUCACAGUGUUUGCCAUUGACUGAUUUAAGAAAUUGUGAAUCCUUGCAAAUGUUGGGCAUUGUAUAAAGAAAAAAAAGAAAGAAAACUAUCUGUUAAUGAAAUGAAUUAUGAUUUAGAUGAAGGUUUGAAGGAGCAGAAAUAACCACAUCAAAUUCUGACACUCAUCUUCUUGUGUGCUGAUAUUUAAAUGUUGUUUGACUGUAUGAUUUUAGUCAUUUCAGUGUUCACAGAAUAUUGUCUGCUUUGUCACCUGGCUCACAGAUUUACUAAAACAUGGCAUUAAGUCUUCUGAAUUCUUGUGCCACAUCAAAAUUCGACACAUAUUCAGACCUUUUUGUCCAGCUUUGUUUUUAUUCUUUCUGUACAGAAGGACAGUAUGCACAUGUUAUGUUGUUAUGUUUUUCUUCACAGCA
Molecule: messenger RNA, 1425 nt
Organism: Solea senegalensis (Senegalese sole)
Lineage: Eukaryota; Metazoa; Chordata; Actinopteri; Pleuronectiformes; Soleidae
Product: BPTI/Kunitz domain-containing protein
Exons: 6
Coding region: 44-691 (215 amino acids)
Molecular function (GO): serine-type endopeptidase inhibitor activity
Source: RefSeq, a predicted model, not a curated record